CCAUUUCUAUUAUAAUCUUGCAGCUGCAGUUACUGGUGUGAAGAUGUAUAUGGUGCAGCGCACUUGCAUGUUAUCCCUGGAAAACGACUCAGACUUUACGCUUAUAAAUCCACAAAUGUAUGAAAAAGAGACGAAUUCAAAGAAAGAGACAAUCUGCAAGGGCGAAGACAUAGUUUUAAAGUACACUACUGAAGGCACCAAUUUUGAUAAAAAUCUAUCCGGUGUCCUAACAUAUGAAGUGGCAGAAAACGGAGAAAACAUCGCUAUUUUCUGGGGUGUAUGGUUCAAGGAAGAUAACCAAUUUAAUGUAGAGAUAACAAGACUGGACGCAGAUCAAGGUCUCCAUGAUAAAUUGAUGAAAACUGCAAAAACAGCAGUAAUUGAAACUGUUCAGGAAAAUGGAAAUGGAUAUACAGUAACAGCAACAAUGUCUAAUGAAACCAAAGCACAUCUUCGAGUUGUUAUAACUAACAAAUGAAGAGGAUAAUUGGGUAAUUUUUGUCGAUGC
Messenger RNA from Saccostrea cuccullata (small rock oyster), 508 nucleotides. RefSeq lists its product as uncharacterized. Lineage: Eukaryota; Metazoa; Mollusca; Bivalvia; Ostreida; Ostreidae. Bases 44 to 478 code for a protein of 144 amino acids. The transcript has 3 exons. The record is from RefSeq and is a predicted model, not a curated record.